CUGGUGCUGCUGGAGGAGACCCCCGAGGACCUGGAUGAGCUGCCAGAGGGAGAGGAAGAGGAGGAGGAGGAAGAGCUGGAGCUCUCCAGGGCUGCAUUUCGAGGUUCCACGAGGUCGCCCCCCCAAAAACCCUCAUCGCCCCCCGGGGACCCCCCCGGGACUCCCCCCCUGGCCCCCGUGCUGCAGCUCCUGCGCAGCCAGCUGCAGGAGAAGGACGCGCUGAUCCGGCACCUGGAGAGCGACUGGGAGCGCAGCCGGGCGCAGCGGGAGCGCGAGGAGCGGCUGCUGGUCACCGCCUGGUACAACAUG
Onychostruthus taczanowskii (white-rumped snowfinch) is the source of this 309-nucleotide messenger RNA. Its product is annotated as protein Hook homolog 2-like. The record is from RefSeq and is a predicted model, not a curated record. The transcript has 4 exons. Gene Ontology annotation, molecular function: microtubule binding. The annotation marks the transcript as partial. Gene Ontology annotation, biological process: cytoplasmic microtubule organization. NCBI's taxonomy places the organism in Eukaryota, Metazoa, Chordata, Aves, Passeriformes, Passeridae.